UCAAUCAUUCUUUACUAUAAUAAUUUCAAUGUGUGAGCGUAUUUAAAAAUUCUACAAAAUACGCGUCUGUGGGUCGCUUGUUAUCUGCAAUAAAAUUAUUUAUCGUGAUAGUUUUAGAGAAUUCAAUCGCUUUAUUGAUUGUGAGUGAAAAUGUUAUUAUGUUGUAAUUAAAAUAAAGGCGAGUAACCUAUUUUCUUAUGGUUUACCCUGCCGGCCAUUCCAGCCCAAAUUGUAGGGCCACUAAUAAAGUAUAUAUCUGAUAUUUAGAUAAUAUGAUGAAUACAAAUCAGACUUAUAAAAUGAAGGAUACGACUAACGAGCACGGAGACAAUAAAGCCAAGUCAACACCAAUUGCUAUGGUGGCACCGGAACUAAAACAAAAUGCAGAUGCUGAUACAGAGAUAACAAAGACUUGUGCUGUCUUGGGAUGCGAGGAUUCUAAGAAUUUAGAUGCUGAGUUGUUUUUUAGGUUCCCUGAAGACCCAAGUCUCCGUCAGAUAUGGACGGACCUUACAGGGCGCAACAACUGGACGCCAACUGACUAUUCCUACAUCUGCAUGCAACAUUUCUCUGUCGAUUGUUUUAAAUGCGACGAGAAUGAUCAAAUGGUGAUAGUUGAUAAGGCAGUACCCUCUCUUAAGUUACCUAGACAUGUUUUGGAGGUUGAAUAUAUCGACGAGGAAACUUUAGAAAAUGAGGAUGAGGAGUAUAUGACCACUGAUGAAGAAGAAGAAAAACCUAAUAAUACGUCGCUAGACCUCAACAUACCUCCGAAAGAAUUAGAAAGUAUUGAACUCCUCAAACUGUUCACUGAAGUCCAAAGACUGCAGAGACAAGCUGUUGGUCUUAAAGACAAACUUAAAUACAACAUGAAAGUACACACUAGACAAAACAGAUUUCUUAAAAGAAUAAAGGAAAUUAUAGAAAUGAAGAAAAAGGUUCUCAAUCAAAAACGAAAGAAGAAAUGUAGAAUCCUUUUGUCAUUACAGGAUAAAAUUAAAGAGGAUACGACUGGAUUAGUGUUGGCCAUGCCGAUGCGACAGACAGACGACCUAAAAAACUUUGCUCUUAGCAUUUACAAGUACUCACCGCAAGCCUAUAUUUACAUUAGAAACACGUUACGAACGAUGUUGCCUAGUACUGAAAUCUUGGACUCUUGGAUCACGGCGGGUUACCAGCCUAGAAACGUAAUAGCCAAUAGCAACCUUAUCAAAGUGGUGGCUGAGCAAACAGAGACGCAACUUUCGUGCAAGGUUAUUAUAGGUUAGUAAGUGUAAAUCACGUUGAUUUGAUAAAUAAAUUAGGACUUUUUCCCUUUC
Messenger RNA from Trichoplusia ni (cabbage looper), 1319 nucleotides. Its product is annotated as THAP domain-containing protein 1-like. Lineage: Eukaryota; Metazoa; Arthropoda; Insecta; Lepidoptera; Noctuidae. The coding region runs from base 273 to 1268 and encodes 331 amino acids. The transcript has 5 exons. The record is from RefSeq and is a predicted model, not a curated record.